ACCAAAGAAGAGAGAGGAGGCACCGCCUCAAUUUACAGUACAUCAACAGUGCACUGAAAGAAGUCUCUCACCCACGUCCACUAUUAUAACGUCGAGGACUCGCUUGUGGAUAUAGCUCGGAUUCUAGCUCAGGUGUUUGGAUUUUGGGACAUUCUUCCGGUCAUGAAUCGGGUUUCUUUGCCCGCCGCUGCUCUUUUGCUACUUACAUUCACGGUUUUAGUGUCUGUGGCUGUGGUGGAGGCACGUCAUUCCGCUGGGCUAAGGAGACACAAGAGGGAAUGGAUCAUCCCUCCCCAGAAACUAGAAGAAAAUGUAGACUACACCAAGAAAGAGUUUAUCGCCAAGAUCCGGUCAGAUUCAGAUGAUGGGACUGGUAAUGUGCAGUACUCUCUAACUGGGGUGGGAGCUUCUAAAUACCCCUUCAACCUGUUCAUAGUGAACCCUGACACCGGCUUUGUACGCAUCACUGGUAUCCUGGACCGGGAGACUAUCGCCAUGUACAAUUUGUCAGGUACCGCUAAGUUCACUGAUGGCAGUGAAGCAGAAAAGAACAUUGAUUUGAGGGUCCAAGUUGUGGAUCAAAAUGAUAACCCUCCUAUUUUCGGUGAUAUUUACCCAGGAGAGGUGUACGAGCUCAGCCCAGAAGGCACGCUCAUCAUGAAGUUGUUUGCGACAGACGCUGACGAACCAGGGAAUGAGAACUCUCAGAUUUCCUACAGCAUAAUUAAACAGGAGCCUCCAGGAGAGAGCAUGUUCUACAUCACCAAAGAAGGAGAACUGAGAGUAAAACGGGCCACACUGGACAGAGAGGUGCAGGACUGGUACAUGCUGACAGUGAAAGGUACAGAUCUGAACGGUAGACCAGAGGGCAACACCGGCACCGGAACCUUUAGAGUCAACAUCAAGGAUGUGAACGACAACCCUCCCACUCUGGAGAAAGAUGUGUAUGAGGGCAGUAUUGAGGAGAACACAGUGAACGUGGAGGUGAUGCGGUUCAAAGCGGAGGACAUGGACUUGGAGUACACUCCUAACUGGGCGACUCAGUUUGAAAUCGUCAAGGGCAACGAGGCUGGCUACUUCAGUAUUGAGACAGACCCCAAGACCAACGAGGGAGUUCUGAUGCUCAAGAAGUCUGUAGACUAUGAAGACGUCAAAUACCUUGAGCUGGGAAUAGCCGUAGCUAACCAGGCUCCACCCUAUAAUGGUGGAGGAGGAGGAGGAGGAGGAGGAGGAGGAGGAGGAGGAGGUGGAGGAGGAGGUGGAGGUGGAGGAGGAGGUGGAGGAGGAGGUGGAGGAGGAGGUGGAGGAGGAUUUGGAGGAUCGUGGUUUGGUGGUGGAGGUUCUACAGGGAAACUUAUGAAGACCUACCCAGUGAAGAUCGCUGUGAAGAACCAGCCAGAGGGGCCACGGUUUGACCCCAAGGUCAAGGCUAUCCCCAUCUCAGAGGGAGGAGACUUCAAGAUGAACAAGGUGAUCGGCUCCUACCAUGCCAUCGACGGAGACACACUAAAGCCUGCACAGAACGUCAGGUAUGCUAAGGGCUCUGACCCAGACAACUGGUUGACCGUUGAUGAGUUGACUGGGGAUAUUAAACUCAAUAAGAUGCCUGACAGAGAGUCCAAGUUCCUGGUCAACGGGACAUACUACGCCAAAGUUCUCUGCAUGACCCAAGACAUGCCCUCUAAGACAGCCACGGGUACGGUAGCCAUCCAGGUGGAGGACUUGAACGACCACUGCCCCACUCUUACUAGUAACGUCCAGACCAUGUGUAUGACAGCCGAUGCUAUUACCGUGACUGCAGUGGACAAGGAUGCGUUUCCCAACGGAGCCCCCUUCACCUUCACCAUCAUCCCAGAGGGAACAGAGGGAGUGUGGGUGGUCGAGCACCUAAACGACACCUCGACCAUCCUGAGGUCCCAAAAGGAUUUGUGGCCGGGCUCCUAUGCAGUUGCCAUGGAGAUCCGCGACCAGCAGGGGCACGCGUGUCCUGACCCGCAGAAGCUAAAGGUAGAUGUCUGCACGUGUGCGGACAAAGGGAAGGCGUGCGCGACGCGAGGAGCUAAGGGCUCUACCGGGGCUGUGCUAGGGCCUGCAGCAAUUGGACUGCUCUUCCUGGGUCUGCUGACGCUACUGCUAAUCCCUCUCCUGCUGUUGUUCUGUACGUGUGGGGGUGCCGGAGGUCUUCCUGGGGGCUUCACUGAGAUGCCCUUUGACGCCAAGGCACAACUCAUUUCCUACCACACUGAGGGACAGGGGGAGAACACGGAAGUACCUCUGCUGAACGCACCAGUUCAGGUCGACACAGGAAGGGUCAAAAUGGCCAACGCGGGAACCAUUGCAGCAACGACCGGAGGGGCGGGGAUAAUGAUAGGUGGUGGUCAGUUACAGAACUCCUCCUCCACGAUGGGCGGUGGUUUCUACCAAUCAGACGGCCUUAUGGAUAUUGGAUAUAAGAAUGGAGGAGAGAUAAUCGGCCAUGGGAAUGGAGGGGGCUUUUAUUCUGAGUAUGAGAGCAGAGAGGGAGGAGGAGCCUAUGAAGGCAUCGCCCUGCCUGAUCACUACCUGGAGGAGUACUACUCUCAGAAAGCUCACUGUGCAGCUGAAAACCACGUCCAGAAGGACAGUAUGUUGGUGUAUGACUACGAGGGCCAGGGCUCUCCUGUGGGCUCGGUGGGAUGCUGCAGCCUCCUGGAAUCUGACAAUGACCUCCAGUUCCUCAAUGACCUGGGGCCAAAGUUCAAGACCCUGGCCGAGGUGUGCCGCGGAGAGAGGUUCCAAACCGAAGUCUCUGCCCCUCUGCCACCCAGACCCAUCAUCUCCAUGCCAACAGCAGCCAGCAGUGUGACGACCAAUGUGGCGUCCAGAGUGGUUUCCGCCGCCCCGGUCCCAGCCCCAGCACCGCCCCCUGCCCCGGCCCAGGUGACACACGUCGAGAGGACUGUGGUGAGGGAGUCAGAUCGUUCAGAUCGUUUGUCUACUCUGAAGAAGCAGGACAUGGUGGGAGGAAGCCAGGGCCAGACCUUGCUACUGCAGCAACAGCCUAUGUACUACACCACCAUGCAGCCUAUGAUGCAGCCCGUAGUGCAGCAGAUGCACUAUGUAGUGGAGCAACAGGUUCCCAACAUACAGGGCAUGAUAAUGGUCAACGGGCCUCCGUCAGGCUCGGCCCAGGGCCUGGUGCUGCAGGGGCAACGGGUGGUGACCGGUACCCAGGCUCAGGGCACCCUUGGCAGGGGAGAGGGAGGCCUGAUCCAUAUGGGGAACAUGUCUGGUUCUCAGGGUAUGAUGGUGGUGGAUGGGCCGGUGAUGCAGGGGGGGCAGAUGCUCCAAGGGGGGCAAAUGCUGCAGGGGGGGCAAGUUUUCCAGGGGGGGCAAGUUUUUCAGGGGGGGCAAGUUCUUCAGAGUGGUCAGUUGGUACAAGGGGGUCAGGUCCUUCAGGGGGGUCAGGCCUGGCUGCAGCAGAGUAGCUCCCUGCAGCGAGGGGGCUUAUCAGGGUCACAGAGCAUGCUGGUGAUGGAGGGACAGGGGGGUAGCAGCGGAGGUAGUGGGGUGCAGAAAGGCCAGGGAGGGGUGUUAGGGUUCUCCCAGGGGUCCAUGCAGAGGAACGGCCUCUCUGGCUCACACAGAGUCCUCUACACCACAGAGCAGAGCUCAGCCGCAGAGUCCAGCGUAGGCUCACAGAGCGGCAUUGUAGGAUUGAACGGGUCCUCCAGCAAGGUCAGCUUAGGCCCCGUCUCCUCCUCCCGCAAGGCAGUGAUAGAGAAGAGAGUUGUGACCAACCAGAGCACCAGUAAAUAAGGUCUUGACCAAUAAUAUAAUACUAUAAACACAAGACACAUUAAAUGCCACUGAAGCUAUUUAUUGAUGGAAAUGUCACCACCUUGGAAGUUUUGAUUUCAAUUCAGUGGUCAAGAUGGGGGUAUUUUUUUGUCCCUGAAGAGCAUAUCACGCUUAGAUGUAUAGUGGGUUUUAGAAUGAGAAAGUGCUAGAUUGUUGUUUAAAAAAUGUGGCAGUGGGUAAGUGUAAGUGUGUAGGUUCAGAAUAUUUUAUAGAUUGUAACCUUGUGUCUGCUUGCACAGCAAAUUCUAUCAGCUAGGCCUAUAAAGCAUCCCAACUUAGUUCUACCAGGCAGUGUGUACACGUGUGUUUUCACGUGAGUGCGAUUCAGCUUCCAUCUGAAAUAAUGAACUGUUUGAUUCCCUCUUGUGUGUACAAACACAAUAUGGUACCUUUAUUUGACUUUCUAAACUUCUGGGGGGACAAUGGUAAUUCUUCUUUUUAGCUGUUAAGUAAAUUAUGUGUAUUUCUGUCCCCUACUGAAAAAAAUCUUGGUCGACCGAAAGUUGUCUCUUCUUUCGACCAAUCGAUUGGUUAAAACGUGUAUUUUUCCAUGUAUAGACACAACCUAUGUGUUUUAAUCAAAUCAACUAUAUAUGCAUUGAGCUUGUCUGACGCUAUAAGCACACUGUUUGAUGAAAUAAGCACGAAUGACUCAAGAGGGAACCAGGGAUAAAGAUUUUUUUUUUAAAGAAUUUAUCUGUCCCGACCGUCCUCCUGCUCCUACUGGCCUUCGCAGAUUCUGACGUUACUGUCCUGAACUUGCCAGGAAUAGGCUACACGAGGAGUCAGCAAACUUUCUCAUGUGGAUUGCAAAUUUAUUUUACCAUUUCUACCGAUCUGUGUGCCAGUUAUGAUUUUCAUAUGCACAUUUUUGUGUAGCAGUUUUCAUUUAUAAUAACAUCUUUGUAUUUCAAAAUCAUUGUCAUGUGGUUAGUCAAAAUUAUCUCCAAAUCUAAAUGAAAAUGAUACAAACCUAAAAAGUUACUUCUAUUGCCAUUGCCAACUAUGUAAAAAGAGCCCAUAAAGCCAACAAAUAAAAACAUUGCAGCCUGCAGGUAGAAAAUAUCCUGAUAAAAAUAAAUAUCCUAUAAAUCACAUUGGCUACACAUGGCCUGUCUGUAACGAACUUGAAACAUUGUAUCAACUAUUAACUUGGGUCUGGCCUGAAGAACCUUGCCACAUUGUAUAAAAUAUUCUGGGCCCUCAAGAGUUUUGCGAGCCAAUGAGACACACCUUUAGGCUGUUUGUGCAAGGGAUAAAAAGUAAUCAGGUAGGCCUAUUUUAUGAUGUUUCCACUGGAUCAGAGCAUGACAUUUUUCCCUUUCACCACUGAGUGUUUAUCGAAAGGUAGAGAGCUGGAAAGAUUUUUCAAAUACAUUGAUGAACUAUUGUCAUUCUCAAUGGAUGUAAAAACAGACUUUGUUUGCUUGCUGUUUGAGGGGAAGAAAAGAUUACUUUGAGAAGCUCCACAGUGGUAAUGCAUUAGGCCGAACAGAAAUGCUAUCAGAUCCCCAAAUGGGCAUAUUUAUAUGCCUACAUGUGCCUGCAGGCCAGGUAGCCUAUAGGCCUACUUAUAUGGGUAAUCAGGAAUGCGUUCGAACUCAACAUUGACAGGAGCACUCCAAACAAAAGACAAUGGCUAAAUUGACAAAACUCGUAAAUGGAAUGAAAUAAACCAAACUUGUUUCUCACUAGUGUAGCAUAGGUUGUGCGCUCUGCAAACAACGUGUCCACUCCGACAAUGACAACGGUAAAAGACUGGAAUUAUAUUAUAUUGAAUGCAUUAACACACAUUACCGUAUCCAAAAAAACCUUGUAGAUUAGAAAUGAUAGGAAUUAACUGAAUGUACUACUACAUAUGUAAUGGGGAAUUGAUAGACACUAACAAUCAGAUGCCAACAAUUCACACUAUGAAGUUAUGAAACAAUGAAUGUUCACAAAUUGGCAGGAGAGACCGUGUUCUGGAGAGGGAAGUACAUUGUGAAGCCACGUGCCCCUUCUUGGACUGUGCCAUCCCCGCGACCUCUGCAAUGGAUUAGUUCACUGAGAUGGCCGCGAAUAAGACAGGCAUGUCCUGUGCCAUAAAAAUAUAUAUUCGCUACUGCUCAACUAAAAAAAAUCUUGGUUGACCAACAGCCUAUCUACCAAACAUUCGACCAGUCAAAUAAUUGGGGUCAACCCUAAUUUCUGUUGAUUCGCAUCAAGGAUCAACUUGAUUUUGAUUAGGGGCACUGUAUUGAGUAUUGAGCACUUCGUUACAGGCCAAACAAAUCUAAAGCUUUUUUGUUUUUCUAUUGGCUGUUAGUGUGAGUUUGUCAUCCACAGACGUGUGAUUGCUGUUAUUCUAUGUGAAUGGCUCCACCCACGUCUCCCUGAGAUCUCCCUGAGACAGGCUCUCAACCCCCACCACACGCGCAUGAAGGCACACGUACACACACACCUCCUCUUCAGUACGUGGGACUUGUCCAUGCACACCAAGACCAUGUUAGACUGUACAUUUCCAUACCAACCCUGACAUCUUGUCCAGUCAGUCUGAGAUUCUGCACCUUGUUGGCAACUUAUACCUGGAACCUGCUAGUCCGGCUGAGCAGGGCUCGGGCUCUGAGCAGGGCUCGGGCUCUGAGCAGGGCUCUGAGCAGGGCUCUGAGCAAGCCUCACAUAGGACAGAAGUGGAUGAGCUAUAGCCAAUAGGCAAAGAGAUACAACAGAAGUGGCUGAGCUAUAACCUAUAUAUUCUACACCCAUCUCUGGCAUACACAUCCAUAUUUGUUAUUUCAGUGAUUAGACAGGUUUGUUUAGAUAUUUUUAUUUUUUUGUCUCUGCUGGCCUUGUAUUGUAUUGUAACUAUUUGAUGGUUUUGUUUGAUCUGAGUCAUUAAUUGGACGUUCUAAAAGCAGCAAGCAUGUUCUCAAAGCUUGAAGCAUGAAGAAUGUUCUUCCAUUUUUCAGUCUUAAGCUCAAAACAUGGAAGUCGGAGUUUGUCAACGUAAUAAUGCUGAGAUUGUCAAACAGUUUUUCUCACUUAACUGUUGGGUGCUCAUUCUGAAACCAAAGUUUAAUAGCUAUGCCCCAAAGCUUUUAAUUAAAUCCAGGUUUGAUUGAAUCUAUACUUGUAGUUGCAUCAGUUAUAGUACUUGAGGAUGGGUCUUAGUAUUUUUAUGUUGUUUGUGUUUUUGUGUACAAAUAUUCUCAUAUUUUUAUGUAACUUUUUUAUACCUUGUUGUGUUUGUGUAUGCACUCAGACUGUUACCUAAACAUGGAUUCGUCCAAUCAGGGUCUAUUUUGUUUUUAACAAAAGAGGGGGAAAUUAUUACCACUUGUCUAGGACUAUCUAAUAAUUCUCAAAGUACCAGGAGAACAUUGUAUAGUUAUUUUAUGUUACUUUUUUAUUAAAUGCACUGGUAUGUACUUUGUCAAACGCUGGGUAUAUCUGAAAACAGUUUUUCUUAGUCGUGUUUGUUCCAGAGAAAGUUUGGCAAAAAGGAGAUGACUGAGAUAAAGAACUAUUGCUGUAUUGCACAAGAAGACACAAACUACUGACCUCCUGCACAGUCACUGUCUUUGUGGUCUGUCUGAUCUCAGAUUUCAUCAACCAAAUGUCAUCAAGCCAAUGUUUCAUCUCAACUGUAUUUAGAGAUCAAAGUCCUUUUUGUUAUUUAGACUGAAGUUAGGAGUGUCCGAUACAUUAAUUAUAUACAACACUUUUGAAGCAAGUCGGUUAUAUGAAUAACAAUUAUAGUACGCUAUCCCUUAAAGUUUUGACAUGAGUCAGUCCAAUCAGGCUUUUAUCUACUGAAACGUCUCUGGAACACUCGCUCUUAAGUUAUGUUUCUAUUUUGGUUUGAAAAAGAGACAUUAUUUUAAAUGUUACAGCUUCAAUAAAGCUCCUCUUUUAUUA
Salmo salar (Atlantic salmon) is the source of this 7737-nucleotide messenger RNA. Its product is annotated as desmoglein-2.1. NCBI's taxonomy places the organism in Eukaryota, Metazoa, Chordata, Actinopteri, Salmoniformes, Salmonidae. Gene Ontology annotation, cellular component: plasma membrane; desmosome. Gene Ontology annotation, molecular function: calcium ion binding. The record is from RefSeq and is a predicted model, not a curated record. Gene Ontology annotation, biological process: homophilic cell-cell adhesion.